Molecule: messenger RNA, 858 nt
Organism: Cladophialophora yegresii CBS 114405
Lineage: Eukaryota; Fungi; Ascomycota; Eurotiomycetes; Chaetothyriales; Herpotrichiellaceae
Exons: 1
Coding region: 1-858 (285 amino acids)
Source: RefSeq, a predicted model, not a curated record
AUGGCCCCACCAACAGCCAAACCUCCCAUUGCAACCUGCUUCGGAUGUCCCGUGCAGGUCCUCGCCGUGGGACUGCCUCAGUGCGCGACGACAUCUCUAAUAGAAGCCUUCGAGAGUCCUCACCUUCUUGACAUCGGUCCGACGAUGCACAUAGGUCGUUGUCUCCCGUUGCCGCCGAACCUGCGCUUCAUAUGGGAGGCCUUGCAGGAGGGAGACACGCAGAGACGCCGCGCCAUCCUGUAUAAACUCUUUGCAGGGUGUGCCGCGACUGCAGAUUUCCCGGGCCAUCUGUUCCUAGAGGACCUCAUUGAGAUGUACCCUGACGCCAGGGUCGUGUUGGUCGUCCACAGAGGUGGUGGUGGUGGUGGUGGUGGUGGUGCUGCUGCUGCUGGCGAAGAAUGGGCCGCUAGCCUAAAGGCGAGGAUCGCCCCCUUCAUGAGUUGGGGAUACCGCGUUGCUUGUUUCUGGAGCGUACCUGACCAGUGGCACCGUUCGUGUCUGCUGGAAUGGCAACGCUUUGUUGGCGAGAAAUUCGGUGUCGAUUCCGUCUGGAGUAAGGACUUAUACGACACUCACAACCAGUGGGUGCUCGAUGUUUGUCGAAGGAAGGGGAAACAGAUGCUGAUUUGGGAACCGGGUAUGGGCUGGGCGCCGUUGUGCGAGUUUCUGGGCAGGAAGGAGCCUGAAGUCGCCAUACCCAUAACCGACGUCGAGCAAGAAGAUAUGGAAAGUGUUGUACAAAGGAGAAUGCGUCUCGGGUUGAAGCUGUGGAUGAGGAAGGUUGCCGUGCCGAUUGCGUUAUUUGUCCUUGGUGGAUGGGCAAUCCGGAGGGCGCUUAAUCUGCGGCUCACUCUGUAA